UGUAGCUGAGGCUAACUGUAGCUGAGACUAACUGUAGCUGAGGUUAACUGUAGCUGAGGCUAACUGUAGCUGAGGCUAACUGUAGCUGAGGCUAACUGUAGCUGAGACUAACUGUAGCUGAGGUUAACUGUAGCUGAGGCUAACUGUAGCUGAGGCUAACUGUAGCUGAGGUUAACUGUAGCUGAGGUUAACUGUAGCUGAGGCUAACUGUAGCUGAGGCUAACUGUAGCUGAGGCUAACUGUAGCUAAUACAAACUGUAGCUCAGUGAAUAGGGAGGUCACCUGUCCUCAGUCUCUGCAGAUUUGUCAAAGCUCCGCCCAUCAUCGUCUUCCAUCAGAUUGCCCCACCUGUUUCUGCCCCCUCCCCCCUCUGCAGACAUGUACAGCACCCCGAGGAGGUGGGAGCUGAAACCUCUGUCCCCCGUGCUGCAGCCCUCAGACCUGCGUUCCAUUGCUGGUCCUAGUCCCGACCUGGGCUCCCAGGAUUCUGUGUCCUCGGCUGUGCUCUCACAGUGGAGGGACGAGUCCCCGAACGUGCUGGUCACGGCACGGCAGGUGGUUCUGUCCCAGGAUGAGACCCUCAGCAGUGACGAGUGGCAGCCCAGCAGCCCCAGCAGCAGCUCCGGCUCUCACUGUGGCUUCUACUCGUUUGUGGAGGACGCCACAAGUCCUGAAGCCCAGCAGAACCAAGCCUGGAUGGUGUCACCACAGCGACAGGCCCAGCUGGCCGUCCUGAAAGAGGAGAAGGAAUUCAAACUACAGACCUACAGCAGCUGCAGGAAGCCAGAGAGUCUGUUCUCAGAGAGCAACGGGGACUCGGACUACAAAGUGGACCCAUGUAACGGCAUCCGAGUGACGGAUGAGGACGAAGAGAAACUACUUCGCAUGGAAAUCAUUCGCAGCCAAGCUCCCAAGAAGAACCAACCAGAAGCACAGAAACCGGUGCAGAACCCAGACCCAGUCCUGUCCACAGAAAGACUGCUUGAAGGUUUCAGUCUGAGCUUCAGUCCUGACCGGGUCAGACCAGAACCGGCUCAGGCUGUGGACCCUGGAACCGUUGAUAAAGAGCAGAUCAACUUCAGCUCAGCCCGACAGAAGUUCCUGCAGAUGGAGGAGGAGCGACGGGUACAGCUCCUCAGCCCAGUCCGGUCUUCCAGAACCCACCUGAACCUCAUUCCUGAUGUGUUUGUGUCCAGAAAGGUGAAUAUUUCUGACUCUGUGGAAGCGAGUGAUGAGCCAACUCUGAGUGAAGCAGACGAGGAGACAGCUUCUCAGAGGAAGGACUUGAUGUUUGAAGGUCUGAGCAGGCAGACCGAUGGGUUUGACCACCUGGACUCUGUGGAGAUGGCUGGUGGCUCCACUAGUGAGGGUUACCUGUUCAACAACACUCAGCAGGACAGCUGGACCAGCGGGUCUACAGUCCACCAGGAAACCCCCAUUGAAAGGGAGAUCCGUUUGACUCAGGAACGUGAAGAGGAUCUGCRGCGGUCUCGAGGUUUGAAGCUCAGCUGGGCUGGAGGAGAGAUGGUCCAGGUCAAAACCAGACGUUCACACCUGUCUCUGACACCAGACAAGGUCCACAAAAAGAACCAAAGGGGGUUCGUCCUCCCCAGAGAGACKCAAAAGGAGAGCCAGAGGAAGGAGCCACCUCAGCAACAAGAACAAAUCUUAGAAGAAGACAACCUGGACCCCCCACUCUACAUGGAGGACACAAGGACUGAGGCCAACCCACAAAAUGAGAACAAGACCGUAGAGUCCGAGUCUGAAACAGAUGAGGUUUUCCUGUCUCCAUGCUGUCCUCACAGACACCCUGAAGAAGUCUGGUCCUACCAAACCUCCUCCUUCACCACCAAAGAGUCUGAGGUCCAGGACACGAGAUGUUUCCAGCACCAGGAUCAAUCAGCUCAGGUUCCCUCUUCUCCAGCCUCCCUAACACCACCAACUGUCCACAAAACAGCUCCUCUGUCCUGGAGGGAGAGCCUCCAGUCCACUGGCCUGCAGUCCAGAGGACAAGGAGCUCCAUGUUUCAUCGAGAAGGAGAUCGAGGAGGACCUGAGACGGGAACAAGAGCUGAGGGAGAUGAGAGAAUCCAUGAAGGAAAACAACCAACACCUCUUCUCUCCAGCUCCUCUGGUGGAACAGGCAUCCAACAUGGCCGCCAAGCAGUUCUACCCUCCAUCAAACUCAGAAAAAGAUGUCAGCACCUCCUCUCCUCGUCCUGGAGUCUGUGUGCCAUCCAUCUCCUACAUCACUGCUAAACCCUGGACCUCCUCACCUGCUCCAGCCUUCACAGCAGGGGUUCGGAUGGCUCCUUUGGUUCCUCGAAGUCUAACAGAGUCUUUGCUGCAGGACUUUGAAGAGCAUCAAGCCAAACUGAAGCUAGAAGAAAGCUCUUACGCAGGAAUCCACCUGGUUGAUGACAUCAACAACGAG
This is a messenger RNA of Austrofundulus limnaeus, 2433 nucleotides long. It is a transcript of the gene misp, whose product is annotated as mitotic spindle positioning. The record is from RefSeq and is a predicted model, not a curated record. Lineage: Eukaryota; Metazoa; Chordata; Actinopteri; Cyprinodontiformes; Rivulidae.